Molecule: messenger RNA, 336 nt
Organism: Cylindrotheca closterium
Lineage: Eukaryota; Bacillariophyta; Bacillariophyceae; Bacillariales; Bacillariaceae
Source: the annotation of a GenBank genome assembly
AUGGAUAGCGAUGGUCGUGAUAUGGUAAACGUAGGCACGUCCAAAGUCGAGGAGAAACCGCAGUGCUGUGAAGUAAAGAUUGUUUUCCCCACAAACGUUCAGGCACAGCAAGCGAUGCAAGUUCUCGCUGUGGAUCCAGAGCCAACCAAUCGUGUUGCGAAAAAGUUCCGGAUUUUGCAAGAGGUAGAUCCAAAAAACAACAAGAAAUACUGCAUGGCCGUUCGAUUCGAGUCCAAUGAACUUAAAAUGUUGCGUGUGGCCGUCAGUUCAUUCCUCGACUAUUUGGCACUUGUUAUCAAAACGAUGGAAGAAUUUGAUACAGGAAUGGAAUCAUAA